CAACACUGAUGGAUGCGUCAAAGAUGGAUUUGCAAGUGGUGGAGGUAUCAUUAGGGACCACGCAGGAUACUGUAUCAAGGCAUUCUCAGCAUCAUAUGGCCCACGUUUCAUUUUGGAGGCUGAACUCAGAGCCAUACUAGAUGGGCUUCUAUUAGCCAGAGGACUUGGGAUUUCAGCUAUCUGACUCGAGGCAGAUUCAACAUUGGCUAUUCACUGUAUUACCAAAGGUGGAGAACCAUGGUCGAUUCAGGGUAUUCUUAGACAGAUCAGAGACCUCAUCUACUACGAUAGAGACACGGUUUCACACAUCUACAGAGAAGGCAACCAGGUUGCUGAUUCUCUUGCUACAGAAGGCUGGAAUCAUCGGCGCUAUCUAGAGUAUGGACCACUAGAACUGCCUCGACAUAUUAGGGCGAUAGUGCGGAUCGACAGACAUGGAUUGCCCAGUUUCAGAGGUGUUUCACGAUUUGAAUGUACAAAUAUCAGAACUAGUCACAGAAUAAAGUAUUAACCGUGGAGAUAGACGUCAUCAAGUCACAGAUGUCGAGCCUCAACUCUGAUUAGGCAAAAAAGAUAACUAAAAUCAUCCUGAUGUAAGGACAGUCAUAACGCGACAUGAUCGAGAUUAGGAAAAACAUGCAGUUCCUGUCUGAAUCCAUGACUGCAAUGAUCUCAAGCUCAAUAGAUGAGAUUUUAAGGCGAUUUAAUGACAGGAAAGGCUGUCAGUUAAUGAGUACGAAGAAACAGAAGCUACAGUAGUUGGAGGUGAAGAAAGUCAUGUUAUCGGAGGAUUCGAGAAGAUCGACGAGGUACGUACAUGAUAAGUUCAAUCUAUCUUUCACUAACCAUAGUUACAGUUUUCAUGUCUCAAAUUCUCCAAUUUUACAGACAGGUGGAAAAUUGCAGCAUGUUGUCGAUAGGAAAAGGAAGGGGAAGGUUGACCCAACUGAUGAUGUUGCCUUUCUAUGUAGUCUUCAAUCGCCAUCAUUUGACCUCGGUAUCGGAUACACACAACUAAAUGAUUUACAGUCUGCAGAAAUUCAAAAGCAGGGAUCACCAGCUCCUGAACCAGUUUCUGAAUUACCGAUUAAGUGGGUUUCAAGGCUUGCGAGGAUAUUGCGGUCUCCAUUUGUUAUCAGGAAAGGAAAGGAAAAAGUUUAAUGAGCACGAUGACCAAAUCAAACCAGCCUUUAGUAUUGGCUUAUACUCAGUUGGUCACAAGACAUGGCUCCACCAGCUGAUAGAUGCUAAAACGUCUUUGAGCAGUUCGCAUACGGAUGCAUGCUUCUACUACAUUCAUCAAGUAGUGAAAUUUGGAAAAGUAAAGUUUAGAGCUACAACGAUGGACUCUUGGUUCCAGAACAAGAUAAAAAGAUAUAUUUCCAACUUUCCAAAAAGAUCCUCAUGUUCUAUUAUCGGAGAGCGGCUUGAUUAAGGUUGUCACAGGUCACAUGAUAUCCCUGAGCACAUCUUGGGCCGAUGUAGACUAUGUGUUCAUGCCACUCCUGCCUACGAACAAAGCUCAUUGGAUGCUAGUUCUAGUAGAAUUUAGAAGCCAUACCUUGAUGCUGUUCAAUUCUGCUGGAAAAACUUAUCAUGAUUGGAAGGUACUGGAAGGUAUUGAGCCUUAUGUGAAGGUAUUACCUGCUCUUAUGAAAGCGUGGAAAAUUUUGAAAAAAAGACCCCGAUUAUAAUGAAUCUGAAUGCAAGCAAAUGAAGGUGACCAUUGACAGUACCCUGCCUCAGCAGACGAAUGGGUAAGUAUGUGACCAAGACUAUGCGUAUAACUUGUAAACUAAUUAAUUCAAAACAUACUAUAUUGUGUUCUUUUACAGUCAUGACUGUGGGGUAUUCGUGAUAUUGUAUGCAUUGUAUAUCCUCCGUGAUGGCAGAUGUUAUAUUUUCCAUCAAUUUGAUGUAGCAAAAUGUAGACUUGAUGUCGCCUCGCUACUCUACAAACACCGAAAACCUUACGUGAAGAAGGCGAGGCAGGCUUUUAAAGAGGAGGAGAUUGUAAUAGAAUAACAAAUAUGAAAACAUUUGUAAAUGAAUUUUAUGCUUCAGUUGGUAGCUUUUUAUAUUUUUUUCAAGCAGUGGAGGUGUUUGUACUCAAUACUGUCAUGUGAAUGUGAAUAUGCUUUUGCAAUACAUG
This is a messenger RNA of Olea europaea var. sylvestris, 2152 nucleotides long. RefSeq lists its product as uncharacterized. The transcript has 5 exons. NCBI's taxonomy places the organism in Eukaryota, Viridiplantae, Streptophyta, Magnoliopsida, Lamiales, Oleaceae. The record is from RefSeq and is a predicted model, not a curated record. The coding region runs from base 1019 to 1435 and encodes 138 amino acids.